CUUAGUUAGGGCUGCUAGACGUGAGGUCUGUGUCAGUGGUGUGGCAUGCAUGAAUGAUGAUGAAGCUAGUUAGGCCUAUAAAAGUGCGUUCUUGCAACAGCUGCCAAAGCCCAAGUCACUGUUAAAGGGUUGGAUAGUCACAAUGAUCAAUAAUGAAUUUUUCUGAACUCUUUAAACAGACCAAUCAACUGUGUAAAUUUUCGCCUAAUGGAGAGUAUUUGGCAAACUGUGUGCAGUAUCGUCUAAUUAUUAGAGAUGUGAAAACACUGCAGAUUAUUCAACUAUACACCUGCCUCGAUGGCAUCCAGUAUAUUGAGUGGUCGUCUGAUUCUAAGUUUGUACUAUGUGGUAUGUACAAGAGGGGAAUAGUACAAGUAUGGUCGCUUGACCAGAGUGAGUGGACUUGCAAGAUAGAUGAAGGGUCAGCAGGACUUGUAGCAGUGAGAUGGAGUCCAGAUGGACGACACAUAUUGACGACAGCCGAUUUCCACCUGCGAAUUACUGUUUGGUCAUUGGUCAACAAGUCAGUGUCUUACAUUAAGUACCCAAAAGACACAAAGCAAGGUAUUGAUUUUAGUAGAGAUGGCAAGUACAUGGCGUUGGCAGAGCGUAGGGAUGGCCAGGACUUCAUUAGCAUAUUCGCAGCAAACACCUGGCAUCUUGUAAAGCAUUUUGAGUCUAAUACACGAGAUUUGCAGGGAGUUGAGUGGUCACCUGAUGGACGAGUUUUGUGUGUAUGGGAUUCAAUUUUAGAGUAUAAGGUGUUGCUUUAUUCGGUUGAUGGUCGUUGUAUCGCAACAUACAGUGCAUAUGAACAUGCGCUGGGAAUCAAGUGCAUUGCAUGGUCUCCAUCCAGCCAAUUCCUAGCGAUUGGGAGCUUUGAUCAGAUAGUCAGAGUUUUAAAUCACAUUACAUGGAAAACUGUCGCAGAGCACAACCAUGUGCCCAUCCUGGACAACACUUCUGUAGUCACAUACAGAGAGGUCGAAAAGCGGCCAAAGGUUAUGAAGCCAGACAGAACUUGGCCUCCCAUGUCCAGCAUGUUUAGUGUCCAAAGCAAAUAUGAAAUACAAGAUAAUCCCGUCCAAAUCCCAGUUGUGAAGCCUGAUCCAGAUAAGCCUAAUCCAAAGAUUGGUGUCAGCAUGGUGUCCUUCAGCCCGGACAAUAAAUACAUGGCCUCAAAAAAUGAAAACAUGCCAAAUGCUUUGUGGAUAUGGGAUGUUCAGAAGCUCACACAGGUUGUUCUUAUGUUACAAGUAAAUAGUAUAAGAUGCCUCCAAUGGGACCCACAUCAACCAAGGUUAGCUAUGAGUACAGGAAACAAUAAGAUGUACAUGUGGUCCCCAGCAGGUUGUGUGUCAGUUGAAGUGCCAACAGAAGCUUCAUUCCAAGUGAAUAGUUUGCAGUGGAGUCUCGAUGGCGCUGCCAUAUUGUUGAUGGGCAAAGACCGCAUGUGUGUCUGCUUCCUCGCUGAUCCCGACACCUGAUGCAGUUGCAGCAGCCUUUGUGAUCUCGCUUCCUGAUGCUUUCUGACCAUCAUAGAGUGGAAGGGGGCUUGGAUUUGAAGUAAUAUUCGCUUUGUAUGGGUUCCAACUUAAGAAUGCUUGCUGUGGAAACUAUAAGAAUGGCUAGUAUUCCUGUUUAGGUAUUAAAUAAAAAUUAAUUAAAACUUACACAAAAAUAUGUUUCCUUCAUUACAAAUAUGCACGUUCAAAUCAAUAAGAGAAAAAUUCUUUAUGAUUUACAAAGCAAGUGUCAAAACCUACUAUGACUUUUCAGGGCAAACACUAUGCUAUUAUUAUUAUUAUUGUUGCCUUUUUAAUUUUUUUUUUUUUUUUUUUUUUGUGGGCAAGUGUUUUUGACUUGUCUUCAAUUGGCUAUAAAAGUAUAGUCUCAUAUGCCCACCUUGUUAUGUAUUUUGGUUUGUUAGUUUUUUUUUUUGUGUUUCUUUGUUUAUAUUUUAUUUUAGGGAAAGUUAGAUUUGGGUUUUUUGCCUUUCCUCAAUUUCAAGUUACUGUGAGGGUAGACACUCAUAUCACAGCCUACAUUUACCCAUAUCCUUGAUCAAUGUCCAUUUGAAAGUUUAAUAGUACCUUUAGAACUUGAUAUUUUAAGUAUAAGUUUUUAUUUAGAAUUGUUAUAGAGUCAUACACUUAUGAUCUAUAUGGACUGUGUUUUGUUAAAUAUGGUUACGUAAAAGAAAUUCUCUCUUCAUAUAGUUAGAUUAUUUUGAUAUGAUAAUAUUUUGUACAUUAAGCUCUGCAAAAUGGCGGAUUUGGUAAUAAGAUAACUCUAUAUGAAAAAGAAAUGUUGUAGUAUUUGAUAUUGAUGUUUGCAGUGACAACAGUGAUUCUAAAUGACAAUUUAUGGGUUUCAAAGGCUUAUUUAAUCGAUUUUAAUUAAAUACAUAUAAUUUAUUGUUUCCCCAUAUGAAUUAUGGUUUUCCUUCUCGACAACGGGCGGGGGAGAGGGAGGGGAAGCUCUCAGUGAUGUGGGGCCAUGGUCCUCUCCCAACUGGCGUCACCCCUGUUGUUGAUAGAGGUUCCAAGGUCUCCGAUGAGAAGUCCAAGACCCGAGACAUAAGCUCCACACCAACCUCAACCCCACUACGGUUGGAGCUUUUUCAAAACACUGUUGGGCUAUUGGGAAGGUGGGGGGGGGGGGGUGGUCCUUUAUAUGGCAAAGGAUAGAGAAAACUCUCUAGUUGAUAAAUACACAAUACUUAUCGGGGAGCGUAAACAGUAAACUGUCUGCCAAACACUUGGAAAAUCCAAGGAAGCUAGAAAAAGAAGAUAGAAAAUGUCAUGGCGAAAUGGUUAAAUUGCUCAAAAAAUUGCCUAAAAAUCCAAAUUUGUUUUUCACUAUAGAUCAACGGUUUAUUGUCUUAUCAAUCAUGUACCAAAGUAUUAGUUCUGGAAGUGGUCAACAAACUGUUUAUUUGAUGUUAUAUUGAUAGUUCAUUCGAAUUAACAAUGUAUGCACAAAUAACUUUGAAAGGCAAUUACAAUACUCAAAAUCAUGUUUAUCCUGAUGCUAAGAGUACUGUACUUUCACUUUCCAAUAACUUAGGCUUGAAAUGUCCAAU
Messenger RNA from Anneissia japonica, 3085 nucleotides. RefSeq names its product WD repeat-containing protein WRAP73-like. Gene Ontology annotation, cellular component: mitotic spindle; microtubule organizing center; MWP complex. The transcript has 13 exons. Gene Ontology annotation, molecular function: protein binding. Bases 153 to 1487 code for a protein of 444 amino acids. Lineage: Eukaryota; Metazoa; Echinodermata; Crinoidea; Comatulida; Comatulidae. The record is from RefSeq and is a predicted model, not a curated record. Gene Ontology annotation, biological process: mitotic sister chromatid segregation; microtubule anchoring at mitotic spindle pole body; protein localization to mitotic spindle pole body.